Molecule: messenger RNA, 519 nt
Organism: Leptosia nina
Lineage: Eukaryota; Metazoa; Arthropoda; Insecta; Lepidoptera; Pieridae
Source: the annotation of a GenBank genome assembly
AUGUCGGCCACGCUGCAAACAAGUUUGAAGGAGAAAAUCUGCGAGUCAGUGGAAAUUCCAAUUCUAACAAGAUGCUGCUUUUGCUUCCCGCUCCGGAAGGGGCUUAUCGCCUUCGCAUAUGUCAAUACGAUGCUGACAAUAGCAGUGACGAUAAUGCUGUCCCUCUAUAUCUCCUACGUAAGGAAUUCGGAGAUAGCUGACACAUCCGAAUACCCAAGACUGAUAGCUGAUACGACGGCGUUAGUGUUGGAGAUCGUCAUGUCUAUGUUGUUUAUCGUAGCUUUACAUAUGAAACAAGUGCUACUAAUGAAGGUCUACCUGAACUUCGAGAUAAUAUUCUCAGCGAUUGGCUUCGUGUAUAGCCUGGCUUUCCUCACCAAGGAGACAGCUAGUGAACUGUUCCUAAUCCUGUUUCAACUUAUGGUACAAAUCUACCUGGUGAUAUUAAUCUGGAGUUCAAUUGUGAAGAUGAAACGAGAUGGCACAGUGAAGUACACGAGAGACGGGGAUACAGUAUAA